Molecule: messenger RNA, 2952 nt
Organism: Caenorhabditis remanei
Lineage: Eukaryota; Metazoa; Nematoda; Chromadorea; Rhabditida; Rhabditidae
Exons: 15
Coding region: 1-2952 (983 amino acids)
Source: RefSeq, a predicted model, not a curated record
AUGACAGACGAGAUACAAUGGUCGGAAGAAGAAGAAGACGUUCUCUACGAUUUCCUCGUUGAAAAGUGUCAAAACACACGAAUUCGAUUUGAUAUCGAUCAGUUAUGCGAAGAGUUUAGAAGAGCCAAUGAAACGAAUAAAACUCCGGAAUCUGUGAGAACAAAAGUUCUUGAGUUCCGGGUGGAAAUGCUCAUGUCUGACGAAUACGAAACAGAGACAAAGAUCAAAAUGAUGUUCGGAUUGAAAGCGAGAAUUGGAACGGAGCUGUUGGAAGAACUUCGUAAAGAUGCAAUUGUCAAAUUGAAUGGAAACAAACGAAUCGUUUAUUACCAGGAGAAAAUACGGGGAGGAUUGAAGUUGGAUGCCUAUGAGAACGAAAACGACCCGGCGACUAUUUUCAGAACGGACAAUCAGAUGCUUCGUCUGAUUGAAAAGUUAUCGAGUUCAAUGGAAAAGACUAUCAGUGGCGACUUAUUUAUCUCUAAAUAUCGAGAAUCAACGGGUUCAAAAGAGUCAUGUUUCUUCCUAACUGAAAGAUAUCGAAUCGUGAGAAGUCGAAUUUUCGAGUCUUCUGAAUUCGAUUUGGAAAAGAAAGUCAGAUUGAUGUACUUUACGAAUACGAGGAUUAAGGAGGAUGUGUUGGCUGAACUUCGAAAAGAAGCCGUUGUGGUUUUGCAUAAGAAUGGAUAUAUCAGAAGUUAUGUGGCUCGAGAUGGCAGUCUCGAAUUGAUGGAUAAGAAGGCAGGUAACCGCGGAUGGAGCGAAGAAGACGAAGCAGAUUUAAUCAAAUUCUGUCUUGAGAAAUGUCAGAAUGUGCAAUUUCCAAUCGAUGAACUGAAAAUCAACGAAUUAACGAAUUUGGAUGUGGAGACACGUGUCAAGAUGAUGUUCGCAUUGAAGAUCAAAAUUGGAGAUGAUCUUCUCCAGGAACUCUGUGAGAAUGCAGAUGUCAAGUUGAAUUCAUACAGACACAUCGAGAGAUACACAUCACAUGAUGGGAGACUGAAGUUGACAAAUGACCGCAAAGCAUGGAGUGAAAAAGAAGAGAGCGACUUGUUGAAGUAUCUUGUGGAUAACUGUCAUCGUGUGAAAUUACGAUACGAUAUGUGGAACUUUUGUGAGGAUUAUAAGCAAUCGAGUGGAACACAUCGGACAGUGAGCUUUUUGAAUAAUAGAAUGGAACAGUUACGUCCAAAAAUCAACAAUUCAACAGAGUUGGAUUUGGAGACAAAAGCUCAAUUGUUGUUUGGAUUGGGAGCUAUGAUUAGGGAGGAUCUUCUCAUUGAAUUCCGAAAGAAUGCAAAAGUGGAAGUAGACGGUCAUAAAAAGAUGAUAAUGUAUAGAUCUAAUGACGGAAAAUUAAAACUUCCCAGAGUGGACGAUGGGAUCCAGGAAUCAGAUGAAGAUGUUCUUCAGAAUGAUGAUUCGAUUGGAAGAGUGACACGAAGAAGUGUCAAUCAGAAGAGAAUUGUUGUUAAGAAGGAAAUAAAAGUAGAAACUGGGCAUACUCUUCCAAUGAGUGUCGAAUCAGAUACGGAUCAGUUUCCGAUGGGAAAUGUUCAUGUUACUCCAAUUUCUAUCAAACAAGAAGUAUAUCAUUCUCAAAAUCCAGCAACUUCAACUCCAACAAUGACAUCAAAUAAUGUACCGAAUGCAUCUGAAAAUCGGGGAGAAGGAGGCGCUCGUGAAACUAUUCUCAAAAGUUUUUCUCGUGACGUCAGUGAGCGAUCAUCUAGAAAUAAUUCUGAGGAGAAUUCAAUAUCUGAUCACACAUACGCUUCCCCAUAUCCAGAUCUUGCUUUUGAUCCGAUUCCACCAGUUGAUGAUUUCAAUGAUUUCACACACUCGGCAUUGGAUGACCAAUAUAUUCAAGGAGAUUCGAAUGACGAUGAUGAUGAGAAGAGACGCAGAAGAGAGUCAGCCGAUAAGAAAAUCGAAAAAAAUCUAGAAGAGAUACGAAUGAAAUCGGUGUUGCGUAGAGAGGAAUCUGUUGAAUCUGACGAAGAGAUUGAUGUGGAAACCAUUGGAAAUAGUGAUUCUAGUAAUGAGAAUCCAAUAGAGGAGGAGGAGACACCAAAUAGUUCAAAUAGUAUUUCUGUGAUGGAGACACUACCAAUCAGAGAAUCGAUGAAGUCUGGAAAUUCGGUUGUCCAGUCAGUUACAAGAGAGAGUGUAGUUCAAAUGGGAGCUAAGGAGGAAACACCAGAUAGUUCUAGUAUUGCUGGGAUGGUGAUUCCGAGCGGAAAUCUGGCUCCGCCAAUCAGAAAAUUGAUAAAGAAUACUCGAAGUGUCUCAGUUCCGCCACGAUAUUUUAUUGCCCAGUCAGUUACAGCUGCUAUUAAUCAGACAACUUCUGAGCAUAACACCACUGGAAAUGGCUGUACUCUGGCACCCGAAGAAUCUGGAAAUCAAGUGAUUACACGGGGAGAAAAAAGAAAGAAUAACGAAGAAGGAGAAGAACCAUCGAAAAGAACCAAAAUGGAGAAUUCUGGAGAGAUUCAGAAUACACUUCCAGAAGCUUCGUCUCCAGGAAAUCAAUCUUCAUCAAUCGAAUCAAUUGACUCUCGCCAGAUCCUCGAAUGGAUGAAAGCGUUCAUUCGAACCCUUCGCUCAACUACUCUCAUUCAAUUCAUCUCGGAAAUUGACACAGCAAUUCAAGAGUUGACUCAUCAGAAUAUCCCAUCCGCUGACGUCAUCCAGUUGCUCGAAGCGGGUCUUCUUCUCAUCAAAAGUGGAUCCAAAUCCACGUCAUCUCAAGAAGAAUCGAUGGAUCUCAAGGACUUUUUGAAGAAUCUCAGCGAUAGUUUCUUCUAUCUCAACUCACCUGGAUUCGAUGAUUUCCAGAAGAAAAUUGAUGGAAUUAUAGGCGGAAUAAGUGGAGAAAACAAGGUUGUCCCAAUGAGAAAGAUUCUUCGUGCACUUCAACAGAUUCUAGAGUUCGUCAGCCCAUAA